GAGUUUAUCAAACCUUGUUGUAUCGUUAUUAUGACUAACACAUCACAAAAAAGUUGACGUCACUUUGUGACACACACCAGUUGAUACAAACUCGCCUAUUGCUAUUCAUUUGUUUAAUAAGUAAAACAAACCAAAGCAGGUACCGGCGUCUUACCUGGUUGGGUCCACAUAGUUUCAUUUUCAUUAACAUACGAGUAGAAAUCCGUUGGUGUUAGUAUCCUACAAGUUUUUUAACCGGUAAAAUGAUCAGCAAUAUUAGAAAAGUAACUAACGACUUUCUGGAUAAUGAAAGGAAUAUUUUUGGUGAAGUGGGCUGUGUGCAAAAUGAAAGUGAAGGAGUAACUAUUCAGAGUGUUGAGUCGAAGACAGUUGAAACUGUUAAUACAGAUGUUAUCGAAAGAGAACAAAGAGAAGAAUCAAUCAAUCAAUCAAUGUUAUCAAACGAUUUCUUGGAAACAUCAGAAAUAAAUAUAACCAUAGAUGAAAGAACUGAUUGCUCAGGAGAAACACCAAAGAGAUAUAUUACAAAAUGUUAUUUAACACCAAAGACUGUUCCCUAUUGGUACAACGAAAAUCUACUUAUUUUCCUAAAUUCCACAAAGAGGAUAUAUGAAGAGAGAAUAUAUUGUAAGGAAAAGUUCUUCCCAUUGAAAUGGUCAGAAAGAAUGUGGACAGAAGUAAUGCAUAAAGAACGGCCCACGCAUUUUGUUUCAUCCGUGGACAUUCCCGUACCAGAUAUUUAUAUACCUUUAGGAGAAGUUGCUGCAUGAGCUGUAUAAAUACCAAAGAUUAUUAUGUAUAAUAAACUUCCUUACAUUCCUUAGUAUACCAGUUAGAAGUUACCAGUAUAUAAAUAGCCAUAUGAAAUGGGAUGUAAUAGUUUUUUGCCAUUAUUACAAUUAAUGUACAUUACAGAAAUAUAAAAUAAAACUUGCGACAAUA
Molecule: messenger RNA, 942 nt
Organism: Diabrotica balteata
Lineage: Eukaryota; Metazoa; Arthropoda; Insecta; Coleoptera; Chrysomelidae
Source: the annotation of a GenBank genome assembly